Molecule: messenger RNA, 1385 nt
Organism: Trifolium pratense (red clover)
Lineage: Eukaryota; Viridiplantae; Streptophyta; Magnoliopsida; Fabales; Fabaceae
Product: serine acetyltransferase 1, chloroplastic-like
Exons: 1
Coding region: 157-1233 (358 amino acids)
Cellular component (GO): cytoplasm; cytosol
Molecular function (GO): L-serine O-acetyltransferase activity
Source: RefSeq, a predicted model, not a curated record
GAUAUUUGAUUCUAUCUUGUCUAUUGUCUUAUAUUAUAUUAUACAAUAUGCAUAAAAAAAAAAUUAUAUUAUACACUAUAUAAUGAAAUAAACUGCUUUAGCCCAAGUGUUAAGCUUUGAGAAAAUUUCUUAGAUCUUCAAUCAAACAAAGCUAUUAUGAUGAGAGGAAAAUUCAUCAAUUUCUUUGUCAAUCCAACACCAAAAGAAUGGUCCCUAUUUUCUCUUAGACACCACAAAUCUCAAUCUCAUCAAUUCAUGUCUGUUGUUUCUUCUAAUCUUGUUACAAAUUCAAACAAUCUUUUACCUCAUGAUGAUCCUUCAUGUGAUAAAAUCUUCAAACCAAGUUUCAAUAUGAAAUAUGGAGUCAACACUUUACAUACUAGUAGUUCAGUUGUGGAACAAUCUGAAAGAGAUGUUGUUGAAAAUUUUGUUUGGUUGAAGAUGCAAGAAGAAGCUAAAAUUGAUGUCACUGUUGAACCAAUAUUGUCUAGUUACUAUCAUGUUUCAAUCUUGUCUCAAAAAUCAUUGGAAACUGCUUUGGCCAAUCAUCUUUCAGUCAAACUAAGCAGUGUAAGUCUUCCUAGUACAACACUUUCUGAUCUUUUUGUUGGUGUUUUUGAAUCUGAUAAAGAAAUUAUGGAUGCUAUGAAAAAUGAUUUGAUAGCAGUUAAGGAAAGAGAUCCUGCUUGUAUAAGUCAUGUGCAUUGUUUCUUGAAUUUCAAAGGCUUUUUAGCAUGUCAAGCUCAUAGGGUAGCUCAUAAUUUAUGGUCAAAUGGAAGGAAAGUUUUAGCUGUUAUGAUUCAGAAUCGAGUUUCAGAAGUUUUUGGAGUUGAUAUUCAUCCGGGAGCUAAGAUCGGAAGUGGGAUUUUGCUCGAUCACGCAACGGGGAUUGUGGUCGGUGAAACAGCUAUUAUUGGUAAUGAUGUUUCAAUUUUGCACGGUGUGACUUUAGGAGGGACCGGUAAGGCUCAUGGUGACAGGCAUCCGAAGAUUGGUGAUGGAGUGUUGAUAGGUGCCGGAACUUGUAUCUUAGGGAAUAUUAAGAUUGGUGAUGGCGCGAAAAUUGGUGCUGGUUCGGUCGUGAUUAUGGAAGUUCCUCCAAGGACAACGGUCGUUGGGAAUCCGGCUAAAUUGAUUGGAGGGAAGAAUAAUCCUAUUAAACUUGAUAAAAUUCCUAGUCACACUAUGGAUCAUAUUUCACAUGUUUCUGAAUUUUAUGAUUAUGUUAUCUAGAGUAUAGUCUUGAAAAAAAUAAUUUAUAGUUUGAUGUUUAGAAUUUCGAAUCGAGUUAUCUAAAUUUGGGGGUUCUUGUUUGUUAUGUAAGAGAGAAUCUUUGUUCUCCUGCUAUGUUAAUAAUAAAAAAAAUGAAAAUAAUUAUGCCCUGA